This is a messenger RNA of Drosophila innubila, 603 nucleotides long. Its product is annotated as ubiquitin-conjugating enzyme E2-16 kDa-like. The record is from RefSeq and is a predicted model, not a curated record. The transcript has a single exon. The coding region runs from base 1 to 603 and encodes 200 amino acids. Lineage: Eukaryota; Metazoa; Arthropoda; Insecta; Diptera; Drosophilidae.
AUGGACGCGAAGAAUCGCUUAUGUAAGGAACUCCAUGAAUUAAUUCGACUGCAUCCGGUUGAUUGGUGUGCGUGGCCCGUUAGCGGAGAUCUGAUGCAAUGGGAGGCGGCCAUUUUGGGUGAGAGGGGUACGUCCUAUUAUUUGGGAGUAUUCUCGCUGAGGCUGCAGUUCAACAAGUAUUAUCCAUUUAUACCGCCACGUGUGAACUUCACAACGAAAAUCUAUCAUUGUAACAUCGAUUUGGAUGGUUACAUCUGCUGGGAUCUAUUGACCACCAAAUGGACUGCUCGUGUCACGGUCGCCACAAUUAUCGAUGCCGUGCGUGACCUGAUGCGUCAACCGAAUGCCGAUGAUCCCUGCGAUGAGAUGAUGGCUGCCCUCUAUCGGGACAAUCGUGGUCUCUACACUAGCAAUGCCAUCAAUUGGACUCGGAGAUAUGCGGGUGCAUCGAAUAUGACCUUGCCACGGUGGUUGAUCGUAUGUCAACGUUUCAGCUUUGAAUAUCUAUAUGAUACGGCAGAGGAUGAGACCGAGGAGGAAGAUGAUGAAGAGGAUGAAGAGGACGAGCUGCCAGUGGAUACGUUGAGUUCACGUGCACUCUAA